AUGAUGGAGAAGAUGACAGACAAUGUCCCAUGUAAGCACUUUGAGGCCAGUACAUUCACAAAGAGUCACUGCCAAAAUUGUUCUGAGGUCCAGGAGGCUCACUACAACUCCAACGCACAUCAGGAACCAGGGAGACCUGUGGGGGCUGAGACCCCUUACUGUGAUCUGCAGCAAGGUCUCCACCACCCCAAGGACACGCUCUGCAUCUUGACCCCCAGCUGUGAGUUGGUAGUGGCCACUGGGCCUGAGCAAAAGGCUAAGAGUGUCGGUGUGCCAGUGGAGCGUCCCUCGGCAGAGAGCCCCUCGGCAGGGAGCCCUGCAGCCCAGCCCGGGGGCCAAGAGAUCGGGGGUGGGGUGCCCUACCUAGAGAGCCUGACCAGCCCACAGUUGAGAAAUUCUUCAGAGGACAGCUGGGCCGGCGGAGCCACUGCCAGUAUCAACCCUGACCACAGCCCGGGCACCCACUGUCCUGAUGAUACCAGCACCCCGGACACUGCAGCCUUGGAUGCUGUUGACUGGCUCAGUAAGCCCCGGGACUCUGAAGGGCUCAUCGUGAUGUUUGCCAGGCAUCAGGAGCGUGCACGAGCCGACAGUCCCCGGAGGACUACAUCCUCAGUUUGCAGGGCAUCAGUCACAGAUCCUAGUCAUGGGAACCAUAGUUCUAGGGAGAGCCAGUCUAAGUCUCAUGGUGAGAGUGGUUACUUCUCCUUGGAAAGGAACAAGCUGGAUUCAGCCCAGGCCUCCCAAAGUCUACAAAGUGGACUUAGAAGUACAUCACGGAAUCCUGGUCCUACAAAAACCACAUACCAUGACAUACCCCAGGCCUCAUCUCUCCAGCGAUCCACCCAAAGGGACACUACCAGGGCCUCAUCUCCCCAUCGAUCUACCCAAAGAGACACCACCAGGUCUUCAUCUCCCCAUCGAUCUACCCAAAGGGACACCACCAGAUCCUCUUCUCCCCAUCAAUCCACCCAACGGGACACUACCAGGUCUUCAUCUCCCCAUCAAUCUACCCAAAGGGACACCACCAGAUCCUCUUCUCCCCAUCGAUCCACCCAACGGGACACUACCAGGUCUUCAUCUCCCCAUCGAACUACCCAAAGGGACACCACCAGAUCCUCUUCUCCCCAUCGAUCUACCCAAAGGGACACCACCAGAUCCUCUUCUCCCCAUCGAUCCACCCAAAGGGACACUACCAGUUCUUCAUCUCCCCAUCGAUCUACCCAAAGGGACACCACCAGAUCCUUUUCUCCCCAUCUAUCCACCCAACGGGACACUACCAGGUCUUCAUCUCCCCAUCGAUCUACCCAAAGGGACACCACCAGAUCCUCAUCUACCCAAAGGGACACCAUCCAAUGCUCUUUUACCCAACGAGACAACCCCCGGGCUUCCUCUCCUGCCCGGCCCACCCCAAAGGACAAUCCUCAGGCUUCUUCCACCCAGCGGGAUAAUCCUCGAUCUUCUUCUACCCAACGAGACAACCCCAGCACUUCCUCUUCUGCCCGAUUCAUCCAACGGGACAAUCUUCAGGCUUCUUCCAGCCAACGGGACAAUCCUAGAACCUCUUCUACCCAACGAGACAAUCCCCGGGCCUCCUCUUCUGCCCGGUAUAUACCAAAGGACAAUCCUCAGGCUUCUUCCACCCAGCGGGAUAAUCCUCGAUCUUCUAUUCAACGAGAUAACCCUGGGUCCCCCUCUCCCACACGAUCCAGCCAACGGAGCAACCCCCGGACCUCCUCUCCCCAUCGCACUAACCGUGACGUUCCUUGGGCUUCCUUCCGCCUCCGCCCAAUCCAAAGUAAUGGACCUCGGGCUUCUUCUCCAGCCCGCUCUAAGCAAAGCGAGGUCCCCUGGGCCUCCUUUCCUCUCCGGCCAGUCCAAAGGGACAGUUCCCAGACCUCCUCUCCCACACACUCAUCUCAACUUUCCUCGAAAACCAUCCAACGUGAUACCCCAACUCGGGGUUCCAGUUGCCACAGUGGCCCUCGGAGCUCCACCCCACCUCUCUCUUCCACACAUACUGCUUCCCAGGCCUCUUCUCUUUCACGUUCUACCUCCCUUGAUUCUCCUAAUCCCCCCUCAGUUGUGUGCAUUGGACACCGAGAUGCACCCCGGGCAUCCUCACCCCCUCGAUUCUCUCAGCAUGACCCAUUCUCAUUCUUUCCUGAACCCCAUGAUGACGAGAGCCAAUCCCCUCGUCAUGAACCUCCCUAUAUCCCCCCAGCUGUCUGCAUUGGGCACCGGGAUGCCCCUCGAGCCUCUUCGCCCCCUCGCUAUUCCCAACAUGAUCCCUUUCCUUUCCUCCCAAAUACCUCAGACACUGCAGAGAGCCAAUCUCCUCAACAUGACCCUCCCCAGAUGCCACCACCCGUGUGCAUUGGGCACCGGGAUGCCCCCCGGGCUUCAUCUCCCCCACGCCAGUCCCAGCAAGAGCCUUCCCUCCUCUAUCAAGAUCCCCCUGGAGCUAGCUCCGAGAGCCUGGCUCCCUCCACAAGCUCUGUGCACGACCCCCACCAUGUGCCACCUCCGGUAUGCAUAGGGCACCGGGAUGCCCCUCCCUUCUCUUCUCCCCCACGCCAUGUUCAGCAUGACCCUUCCCUCCUUUACCAGGAUCCCCCUGGGGCCAGCUCUGAGAGUCUGGUUCUCUCUAUGGAUUCCCAGCAUGACCCUCCCGAGAUGCCACCUUCUGUGUGCAUCGGGCACCGCGAUGCCCCACUUUUUACUUCCCCCCCACGCCAGGCCUCUAAUGACCCUUCUCUCCUGACCCAGAACCCUCCAGGUGCCAGCUCAGAGAGCCUCGCUCCCUCCAUGGACUCUUUCCAUGAUCCCCUCCAACCAACCCUCCACGUGUGCAUUGGGCACCGAGAUGCCCCACGUGCCUCUUCCCCACCUCGCCAUUGGGACCCCCCAGGGGUUGCUAGGUAUUCCUCCCCCCAACCAGUGCCCUCUGCUUCCAAGGGGUCUGGCAGUGGAGAGGGCAGACAUAACCUGGAACGGGAGGAGUACACAGUGUUGGCUGACCUGCCCCCACCCAAGAGGCUGAACCAGAAAGAAGCCGUGGGCAAGCAGAACGGCAGUGCCAGCAACCGCACCUGCAGCCCUGGGCAAACCGAGGUGGAGCGAAUCUUUGGGUAUGAGCGCAGGAAGUCUGAAGCCCUGGAGACAUACCAGGCCCUGGAAGCUGGGAGGUCACAGAGAGGUGGUGGGCGAGCAUCCGGGCAGCUGCAGCGCAGACAGUCUAGCCCAGCCCUGGGCAGAGAGGUGACCAAGAAGCACCCUCAGCCUUCAGAACAGGCCCUCAGGGGCCGAGUGGAGCCUCCUCACACCAAGAGCUCAGAGAGACACCCUGAGGGAGACCGGCGGAGCAAGGGGGGCUCUGCACCUCCCAAGAAUCUGGUCAAACUCCCAGACAGGGAAUGCAGAGCCCGGGGGCAGCUUGUACACUCCAAGAGCCUAGACAUCCCCCCUGAGAACGAUCGACUAGGACAAAGGCAGCCUCUGGGCCUUAGACGCUUGGGAAAGUCAAUGGAGGAGGACUGGGGGCCGCCAGAGGAAACCUCCAUCGCCAGGUCUCCCAAGAAACAUCUGGAGAGAGACUGGGGCUACCUGGGCCAGGCCUAUUCAGAGGGUGGGAUGGAGAGGGACUUCAGAAGUCAGGAAGGGCAUUCCUGCACCAGGGCUCUGGACAUGUAUCCAGACAGUGAGUGGAGAGGCCCCACCAAAGAGAUUGUAGGCUGCUGGCAGGCGCUAGCUGAGCAAGUGUGCUGUAGGCGGCUGGAGAGGCUCCGCCAGAGUGGGCAGCUACUGGACUGGGAUGGACUGCCCCAGCCCGGGAGGUCUGAGUGGGACUGUAAUGGCCUAGGGGAGCUUGGCCCACCCCCUGUUCCAGAGAGGCCUGCCAAGGUGUCCUGGGGAAGCCUAGGAGAGCUCACCCAUUCUCGGAGGCUGGAGAGAGCAGAUGAGAUGGACUGGGGAGACCUGGGAGAGCCCAUCCUCCCUCGGAGGCCCGAGAGACCCUUGGACAUGGACUGGAGGGACCUGGGAGAGCUCCCUUAUCCUUGUGGCCCCGAGAGACCUGUGGGGACAGACUGGGAAAGCCUAGGGGAGCUACUUCAACCUAGAAGCCCAGACUCAUGCAGAGAGAUCGACUGGGGAACCAGGGGGAAGCCCACGUUUACCGAGGGAUCCUGGCUGGAGAAUGGGGAGGCCAGGCCCCCCAAGGGCACCGAGGAGGCCCCAGAGCGGGAGUGGCAGAGCACCUCAGAGCCUGCCGGUCUGGUCAUCCGUGACAGGCAGGCCGAAAUGAAUGGGUACAGUCUUGGGGAGCGCCUACUGAGUCCAGUUCCUUCAGUAGAGGAAAAUGGGGCUGACCUGGGACAGCCAAGCGGCUCAGCCCCAUGGCCAAAGACAAAACUGGAGAGCUGUCACAGGGCCUUGGAGGCAGCUGGUCUGCAGGAGGAAGAGGACGAGACGGCAAACAAUUUACCACUGGGCCCCCACCCAUCUGAGGAGCCUGAGCCAGAUGGUGGCGCCCUCCUUGAGGCUGGACACCUGGGAGCAGCCAUGGGCCCAGAGACAUGCUUGAUGACUGACCAGGAGAAAGCUGCCACGGCAGACAACGUCCAAGCCAAGGGAAAGGCUGUGAGCCCCACCAAGGGCCGACUGGUGACUUCAUGGCGCAUGCCCGGAGACCAGCCUACACUCUUCAACCCGUUCCUGAUUUCCCUGGGGGUUCUCAAGUGGCGAAGGCCCGAUCUCCUCAACUUUAAGAAAGGAUGGAUGUCCAUUCUGGAUGAACCGGGAGAGUGGAAGAAACAUUGGUUUGUGCUGACUGACUCCAGCCUCAAAUAUUACCGGGACUCCAAUGCUGAAGAGGCUGAUGAACUGGACGGGGAGAUCGACUUACGCUCCUGUACGGAUGUGACAGAAUUCCCUGUCCAACGCAACUAUGGCUUCCAGAUCCACACGAAGGACGCCAUCUUUACGUUGUCGGCCAUGACUUCAGGCAUCCGGAGGAACUGGAUUGAGGCGCUGAGGAAGACCGUACGGCCAGCUAACGCCCCGGAUGUCACCAAGCUCUCUGACAACAACAAGGAGAAUACCAUCCAUGGGUAUAGUUCCCAGAAGGUCUCCUUGAAGUCCGAGGAGCAGCGUCCACCUUCAGACCUCAUCGGCCGGGGAACCAACCGGAAGGCGGACGGGCAGCGCCAGUCCUUGGAUUAUGUGGAGCUCUCGCCGCUAACCCAGGGCUCCCCGCAGCGCCGUGUAGGGAGCCUACGCAGCUCUGACCGAGGAGCCAAGCAGGAUGAGCUUGAGAGAGACCUGGCCCAGCGCUCUGAGGAGCGCCGCAAGUGGUUCGAGGCGACCGAUAACCGGGCUGGCGAGCCCACGGUGGGCGAGGGGCCGCGCAAGGUCCUGGGGGGGCCCCUCAGCGAGGACCAGCAGAGCCGGCUGAGUGACGAGAUUGAGAAGAAGUGGCUGGAACUGGAGAAGCUGCCUUUGAGAGAGAACAAGCGGGUGCCCCUUACGGCUCUGCUCACCCAGAGCAAAGGGGAGCAGAAGGUGCCUUCGGGAGAAGUGACGGAGGCCCUGGAGAAGGAGGUCCAGUCCUUGCGGGCUCAGCUGGAGUCCUGUCGUCUCCAAGGGGACGGUUCCCGGGACACACCCAAACCUCAUGAGGAUGGCCACGUCCCCCGGGGCUAUAUCUCCCAGGAAGCAUGUGAGCGGAGCCUAGCAGAGAUGGAGUCAUCCCACCAGCAGGUGAUGGAGGAGCUGCAGCGACAUCACCAGUGGGAAUUAGAACGGCUACAACAGGAGAAGGAGCGGCUUUUGGCAGAGGAGACGGCGGCCACAGCUUCUGCCAUAGAAGCCAUGAAGAAAGCCUUUAAGGAAGAGCUAAACAAGGAACUGGGGAAGACACGGAGUCUUCAGCAAGGUCCAGAGAGCCUCCGGAAACAGCACCAGUCUGACGUGGAUUCUCUGAAGCGAGAAUUACAGGUUCUCUCUGAGCAAUACUCCCGAAAAUGCUUAGAGAUCGGAGACCUGACCCGCCAGGCCGAGGAACGGGAACGCGUCUUGCGGCAUUGCCAGCAGGAAGGCAAGGGGCUCCUUCGACAGAACCAGGAGCUUCACUCACGCCUGUCAGAAGAGAUCAGCCGACUGAGAAGCUUCAUUGCGUCCCAGGCCUCAAGUGAUGGCCUAGGACACAACAAAGAGAGAAGCUCCUGUGAAUUGGAGAUGCUGCUCCGAGUGAAGGAGAAUGAGCUCCAGUACCUGAAGACGGAAGUGCAGUGUCUCCGGGAUGAGCUGCAGAUGAUACAGAAGGAUAAGCGCUUUGCCUCAGGGAAGUACCAGGAUGUGUGCAUGGAGCUGAACAACAUCAAGUCGAGGUCAGAGCGGGAGAUUGAGCAGCUGAAGGAACACCUGCGUCUGGCCAUGGCCGCCCUUCGAGAAAAGGAGUCAUUGCAAAACAAUCUGGACAACUAGAGGUUCUGGUUGCUCCAUCCCCUGUUGGAUUUGCCCAGCAGACAGGAGACGUGGGCUCGCCACUCCCGAGGAGACCAGAAGCCAAGCUUUCUCAUCACGCCUUCAUGGGCAGCGCUCACACAUACAUACAUGCAUACACACACACACACACAUGCAUACACACACAUACAUACAUGCAUACAUACACACGAGCGUGUACACACACACACACACAUACAUACACACACCCUCUGCAGAUCUGAGCGUGCCCUUCACACUGGGUCUUAACUUGCACCUUCUUCGGGAUUUUAUAUGUGAAAGAUUUUUAUAUAGAUUUUUUUCCUCCCCUGCCCCCCACCCCAAAGAAAGAACACUUUAUGCCUGA
This is a messenger RNA of Trichosurus vulpecula (common brushtail), 6850 nucleotides long. RefSeq names its product TRIO and F-actin binding protein (gene TRIOBP). Gene Ontology annotation, molecular function: actin filament binding. Gene Ontology annotation, cellular component: actin cytoskeleton. The record is from RefSeq and is a predicted model, not a curated record. NCBI's taxonomy places the organism in Eukaryota, Metazoa, Chordata, Mammalia, Diprotodontia, Phalangeridae. Gene Ontology annotation, biological process: actin filament organization; positive regulation of substrate adhesion-dependent cell spreading. The coding region runs from base 1 to 6486 and encodes 2161 amino acids. The transcript has 24 exons.